AUUAAUGCUGCACCGAAGAAAUUGAAUUCGUGACACCGGUGCGUAUAGACGUUAAAACUUUUUGCAUCGUGUGUGUCUUGGGGGGAGCUCUGGAAGGCAGUAGUGCAGUCAGACAAACUCUGAGUGAACACAGAGUGCAAAGAGAGCGCAAACAGUGAAUAUCUACGAGCGCUUGCAGAGGCGUACACAAACGCCCCGACUAGUAAUGUAAGACGCCAGGUUUUGUCGAUCAUUGCCGACAUCUUCACACCCGCAGAUCAGAAAGUUCAUCCCUGGGCUAUCCAAAUACAUGUUUUGUAAGGCAAGGGAACAUUGUCUGAUGUGUGGACGCGGAACUCUGCAGAAUCCUGAACCGAAUACCCGAGUCCUUAUGUCAUACAGGACGUGCCAUUCGGUCAAAGAGAGAUGAAAUUAUCGUCGGGAGAAGUUCUUUCUGCCCCAAAUGUGAUCCGAGUCUCUGUGAAUGAGAAAAUCGAGGAGCAGUACCUAGCCUACAGUGAGGAGUGCAAAGUGGACACGCUGAGUAGGAGCAUCCUCAGGCGGGUGCUUACGACCUGCAGCGCAUCAUUCAGCUUGCAAGGGCUAGACAACUUUGCCGCGGACGGGAAUAAGGGAUUUGAUGACCUCUUGCAAAUAGUAGACAAGCUGGAUGAGCUAGGAGCAGUAGAUGGACAACUGAAGAGGAAGCUGAAAGAAGGACGAAAUUACCUGAAGGGGGACUACAAGAUCCACUGCACACCUAGCUCAGAUAUCCUGAUCACUGCAGUCAUUACACGUUAAGGACUCCGCAUUCCAGACUACAUGAAGCCACGACCACAAUUUGAGGUGUGAACGUUGUGAAGCUCUAAAAAGCACUCUUAUCGAGGUUGAAAAUGCCGUCAAGCAAGUAGGCCUCGACUCCUAGUAUGAAAAAGACGACCUGCUUAUCGGGAAGCAAUCAACUCAAUCAACAAUUGGAAGGCUCACUAAUUGCGCAUGAUUCACCAAGACCAAGCGCGUCUUGACAUAUUAGACGAAUUAGACGAAACGUGCGCUUUAUUGUUACAAGACUAGUCGAUGAAAUUCCUGCCAAGACAGUACUACGAGUCGCAGGGAGAAUGGUUCGCUAAGAGGGCAUUGUCUUGGCACAUCACAGUACUAAAAAAAUGAUGAACAGCUGCAAACGCAAACGUUUGUCCAUGCAGUAGAUGAGUGUGCCCAGGACAGUGCUUGCGAGGUGGCCCUGAUGGAGCACAUUCUCACUACCAUCCACAGAGAGAAUCCUGAGACCAGGCAUGUGUUUUACCGUCAAGAUAACGCAGGGUGUUACCAUACCCUCACCACGAUCGCCGCCUGCCCUCUUUUCAGCAGACAGACCGGUAUUACGAUACGGAGGAUGGACUUCUCCGAUCCACAAGGGGGCAAGGGUUAAUGCGACAGGAUGGCUGCAACCGUGAGGAAUCACGUGCGGGCUUUCAUCAAUGAAGGUCAUAACGUAAGCAACAUGACAGAGUUCAAAGCUGCCAUGCUAUCCCACGGAGGUAUGACAUGAUCAUUAUCGUUUCAACUAUCCAUGUGAACCACCAUCCAUCAUUCACCAUUCCAAGAGGAAGGUAAAAAACCCUUAACUCAUAACAUAAGCGCCCACCAUCCAUCAUUCACCAUUUUUACGCUAAAAGCGCACAUACAUGUACUCGUGCUUAUUUCAUGUGAUUCAUGCAUUUAUUUCAGAACUGCAGGUCUAUAACACACAUGGUAGCAGUGAUAAGCAUGUAAUCGCUGUAUCGAGUAAAUCACGUGAUGAAGAGUUUGGCAAUGAGGAGAGCGACAAAGAUGUUAGUGGAGAGC
Messenger RNA from Nematostella vectensis (starlet sea anemone), 1827 nucleotides. RefSeq lists its product as uncharacterized. Lineage: Eukaryota; Metazoa; Cnidaria; Anthozoa; Actiniaria; Edwardsiidae. Bases 406 to 780 code for a protein of 124 amino acids. The record is from RefSeq and is a predicted model, not a curated record. The transcript has 2 exons.